CCCUCUUCGUACGGGGGCUACAGGGAAAUCUGUCGGAUCGCCAAGCACCGCGCGGUGCGUAGAACGCACUCCCCCCAAAGAAAGGAAAGGAAACAAAGAGAGUACGCUCGGAUCGCCGAGCACUUCGCGCGGUGCGUAGUACGCACUCCCCCAAAGAAAAGGAAGGAAAGGAAACAGAGACGGAGUGAGGGAGGCUAUGACGACGAGUCCUCCAACAACGACAGAAGGAGGGUUGGUGCAGUUCACCCCAUCAGAGAUUGAGUACGUUAGCUACGGGGGUGAACAUCACCUACCGCUUAUCAUGCGCCUGGUCGACCAGGAGCUCAGCGAACCCUACUCCAUCUUCACGUACCGCUACUUCGUCUAUCUCUGGCCCCACCUCUGCUUCCUGGCAUUUCACAAGGGCAAUUGUGUGGGGACCGUUGUUUGCAAGAUGGGUGAACAUCGGAACGCGUUUAGAGGUUACAUUGCGAUGCUUGUUGUAAUCAAACCCUAUAGAGGGAAAGGGAUUGCUACUGAACUUGUUACCAGAUCUAUUCAAGUGAUGAUGAAUUCAGGAUGCGAAGAGGUAACACUGGAAGCAGAGGUCACGAACAAGGGUGCACUUGCUUUGUACGGCCGUCUCGGAUUUAUUAGGGCGAAAAGGCUCUUCCGUUACUACUUGAAUGGGGUUGAUGCUUUCCGCCUUAAACUGUUGUUCCCUCGCCUGGACCUGGACCUGGACCCGUCUAUGCUAAUGGCAUUAAACAAAAGAGACAGCCAUUGCCAUCAUGAUCACGGCCCACAAGAUGAUUGUUCUCAGCACUAUCACAGUUUCUAAUUCAAGCUUACAGGUUAUGUCUGUUUCCACCCAUAGAUGAAUUAUUUGAUCCUCAACCAAAGGAUAUGCACUGCGUACAAGGAUUUUCAGUUCGUACAGGUGGAACCAUUGUUCAGUGAUCAGACCAUUGGUCCAUUGUGACCUACUGUGGAUAGACCAUGCCCCCCAAAACACACAGAUUUGUUAGAUCCUAGAUACCAACCCGCAUUUUUUUCCAGUCAAAUUGUAACUUUUAUCUAUUUUAAACUGUUUAUUUGCAGCCACAAAUUGAAAGGCAGGGAUUGUCCUAUCGAGGAGAAUUUUUGGUGCAUGGUUCAUAGACUGAGGGGCAUAAAAGGGGUCACUUUAUUUGUUUCUUUAUUAAAGAAAUGGUAGCAAGAAGUAAACAUAUGUACA
Magnolia sinica is the source of this 1216-nucleotide messenger RNA. Its product is annotated as N-alpha-acetyltransferase MAK3. Gene Ontology annotation, molecular function: protein-N-terminal amino-acid acetyltransferase activity. The transcript is spliced from 4 exons. Lineage: Eukaryota; Viridiplantae; Streptophyta; Magnoliopsida; Magnoliales; Magnoliaceae. Gene Ontology annotation, biological process: N-terminal peptidyl-methionine acetylation. Gene Ontology annotation, cellular component: NatC complex. The coding region runs from base 197 to 820 and encodes 207 amino acids. The record is from RefSeq and is a predicted model, not a curated record.